GUGAAAUAAACAUGACUGGUCGCUUGUACAAUUAUCCGCUCCUCCGUCGUGGACCGAAAAAGCCAAAUGUAAUAUUCACGCACCACCUGUGAUCACCGGAGGCUAAAAAAAUAAUCCAGUCGUCGUGAACAAAUCCAUGUUCAUCGUUCAUUCCGUGUGUUCCUGCUGAAUGUUAAAUGUGUUCGUUCCGAGUGUUAAAAAGAGAAAAUAAUAGUGCAUUAAUCAAAUUUAACCUGUUGUGCUGCCAACGUACAUCUGACCGAUAGUAAUCUCAUUAUCAAAUAUGUUGGAAUACUUUCACCGUGCCACCGCGGAAUACUGAACAAAUAACAUAUUCUCAACUCUUCUGUGAUAACGGGCCAAUCGCCAGCCAAUAACAAAUAAAGGCUAAUUAUAAACCGAUUUAUCGCUGGGGCUCCUUCGUGUUACUUUAAUUGUUAAUUAUGAAUUUUAAUUGAUGAAAAUCGGGGAGGCGAAGGCAAUAUGGUAGCAGCUGGGGCGACAGCUCUGAUGGCUGCUGGUGACAGCGGUACAUCAAAAACAGCUGAUAACGGGGUGCAGGAGGGACAGUUGAGCGGCGAGGGCGAGAGGAGGAGGACUUCUGCUUUUGCUACAAGGAGGAAGGACAGCUCAAUCACACCAAAUAAGACUGCAUCAAUUCGAGAGACGAAGACAUCUAGACUUAGAGCCGCAUCAAUCGUGUCUCCCACAGAUACUUCAACAGUCAGAAAGCCUGGGCUAUCGGAGACAGUUCCAACGUCACGCAGUUCUCCCCACACGUCAAGCAGUAACUUAUCAACAACUCAGAGAACAACUCGAGCCAGCGGAAUACCGCAGACAUUUUCACGGGAGAGGGAGAGACAUCGACAGGCCUCCAGCAGAGGGGCGGAUGUCCAUGAAAAAUUGAUGGAGGCGAGUGCUGGUGAGCGCCUCUCGACCAGACGUUCAAAAAAGCCCUCAAAGCCCUCGACCACGACCCCUCCCACGCCAAAGCCCUCGCGCCCCCCCUUCGCCGGGCACUCGACGCCCUCGCGCCCCUCAUCAAUCCCCACCUCCCUGAGAGCCUCCCCGCACUCCCCGUCCUUCACCUCCGCGGAGGUUCUCCAGCGCGUGGACGCCCUCACAGCCCUCACGCGUGCGACAAUGGAGCGAGUGGAGAGGCUCGCGUCCUCCUCCCCCCACUCCUCCGUCCCCCUCCCGACGCCGCGUGACCCUGGAGUAAAAUUAUCCCCAAGAGCAGCCGCCAAAAGACCCACCGACGACUCAAAAUCCUCCCCCAACCAGAAUCACCACCCCCUCCCCCCAGUCUCGAUCCUGAAACACAAGACGUCAGAUCCCCCAGAGCCGGAAACAGUAUCGAAUCCACUGCCAACAGUAGCAUUUAACCUCUCGGACUCCCAGAACAACAACCCCGCGUCGACGAAAAAGCACGGAAUCCUAAAGAAACGAAGUAGCCUCGACGAGAGCGAGAUCCUCCGUCGGAACAGCAGUUCCCCAGACUCGAUCCUAGUCAGUCCGGACUGUCCGUCCCCCCCAGACACCGACUUCCGCUCGAUCCUAAAGUACGAGAGACGAUCGUCUCUGGACGAACUCGUGAAGCGACCGAGUAUUGAGCACAAUCCGCCGUCAAUCCUGAAGAACAGAUGGUCAAGAUCGAACGACGAGGAGGAUCAGACGAGCGAGCGCCAGGGGAUCCUGAAGAAGCACCCCCAGAGCAUAGCGGACGCAGUGGCAAAGAGCCUCGGCGUCACGUGGACGGAGCUGGAGUCCGUGGACCGCAAGUCCGCGGAAGUUCGUCCGAUCCUGAAGAAGAAGCUGUCGCACGACGAGUCGUCCUCCUCGGACCCCCCGUCGCUGGAGCCUCGGCCGAUCCUGAAGAAGAAGUCGAGCACAGAUUCCGACGAGCACGACGACAGACCGAGGAAGACGAUCCUCAAGUACUCGUCGAGAAAGAACUCCGAGGACUCGAGCCACGAGUGCGAGACAGCUCCGAAUUCCCCGAAGAAGCUGUCGGUUCUCAAACAGCACUCCCUCCAGAGGCGGACGAACAGCCUUCCGGAGUGCGACACCCUGACCGUCAAACCGAUCCUCAAGAACUCCAGAUCGCGAUCGAUCCAGAGCACCUCGUCAUCGCCGAGCAGAGAACUGUUCAUGAGGAAGCGAGCGCGAUCUGUGGGGCAUGAGCAGACGGACGGAAAGGACUGGCUGGAUCCGUGGGAGGGGAUCAGAAGGGAAGGAUGUGGUGGCGAUAGCGGUGGGACGGAUAUUGAGAGCGAUCCGGUGGUGACGUUCGAGUUCCCCGAGGACUCGAAGCCCAACGACAACCCCAGACUGGGUUUCAGUAGCGAGGAGGCAGCUGUCAGAAGACUGGACGAUUACUCCGCCAAAGUGAGGCGCGACAAGCGCGUCUCAAGGCGGUUCAGAGAUCGCAGGGAAAUGAGUCAAUUAUCGUCGAUCAGGCGGGAUGGGGGGGACGAGGGGAGCAAGACUGUUGUCGUUGGGUUCGAGGGGGGGGCCGGGAGGGGUGAGGGAAGCGGGGAGAGUCCGAGGUUUUGCACGCAACCGGUGACUUGUCAGGAGGUGCGGGAGGCAGCGGACCUCAUUAAGGGGGAGAAUGGUCUGGGAGGGUCCGGCAGGGAUCUGGGGGAUCCUGGGGAUCCCUCGAAACUGAGUAUUGCUCAAAGAGUCGCGCUGUUCAAUCGCAAGAUUGCCACUGAGAGCGCGGAGAGGGCGGGGUUGUGCGUUGAGAGAGGACAGAGGAGGGCUUUCAGCCGGUUUAGAACACAGCCUGUUACGUCGGAGGAGGUCGAGGACGCCGCUAGGCAUGUUCCGAAUCCACUAGUCACGGAUGGCGAUGGGAGACAGACGCCUGGGAGACUGCUAAAUGUUAAAAACCACGAUACACCAAAAAGUAUCCUAAAAUCAUCAAGUUCCUAUACUGUAUGCAACCUAAGUCAUCGUUCAUCAUCAAAGAAAUUGGACUUACGAACGGAUUUAUCCCAGGAGUUGGCAGAGAUAUCUGUCAAUGUGUCAACGUCAGCGGAGACGUACAGUGACACCAUGAAGAGAUACAUUGGAUGUACAGUGCCUUCUUAUGACUACACUGAUAAUAAAAUUGAUAAAAAUUGUGGUUACAAUGAAAAAAUAAUUGACAGCGUUAGUUGUGAUAAAGGAUCACGUGGCAAAACUGUGAGUGAUCCAUUGGAUAACAGGAGUUUUAAGGGAAUUGGUACAACACAGAGUUUGGAUUUUCCGGGUGUCAGUAUCGCCGAUCGUUUGGCAGCAUUGAAACGCAGUGGAUCAACUGAUUGGAAGCGUCGAGUUAUUUCGGAGUCACUACCACCUUCGAUAGUCGUAGAGAGGCCGAUGGAAAAUGAUAAGGCCGACGUCAAGAGUGAUAUUUGUCAGAAAGAAAGGGAGGAGUGUGUGAUCAGUCAGAAAAAAUUGGCGGAUCGUCUCGAAAAAUUGGAAUCAGCCGCUGAAGGAUGGAGAAAGCGAGUUGCCACUGCCGAUGCAGUGAAAUUCUCCGUCGCGGGAAAGAUGAAAUUUGAUCAGAUCGACACAAUCAGUCACAAUUCAAAGCCAGUGUUCGAAUCGAUGGGGAACUGCAGCGGCGUUGAGAGGAAGAAGAAGACUCCACACAAGAGGGAUGACGCCAGGAGGGGGGUUCCAGAUAUUGUUGUGGGUGGAGACAGCAGCGAUGCUGGUGACAGGAAAAUAUCGAGAGUCCUCACGUACAAUAACGGAGACUUGGAAACCCACGAGACAUCAAUCCAGCACAUUCCAAACCCCGCGGACGAGACCUUCACCGCCUUCUUCGACGGCAUUUCCUUCGAGAAGUCCCAGGAGGAGACGAUCGCCAUCACAGAAUCGGACUUUGACUUCAUAACUCCCUCCUCGGAGAAGUUGUGUUCAAGAAAAACGACCCAGGUGCAGCGUCGCAAGGUGUCGACACACCACAACCCCUUGAAGGCCCUGGCCGCCCGCACAGACCUGAAAUCCGAGUACACAGAGGUAAAAACAGGAGUGGCUGAACGCCUGAUGAAGCUGAAGAACCUAGAAAAAUUGGGUAAGAAUUCCUCGCUGGCAGUGGAGGCCCUGGCAGGUCUGGCCUCCACCGAGAGCUUCACGUCGAUCUCCCUGAAGGCCACUGACGACUCCUCCAACGGCUUCACCAAGUUCCACCCCAAGGACUCCCACCUCUUCCUCGUCCUCAUCAAGGGCAGAAGACACGUCCAAGUGCGACUGGUGGAGCCCUCGAUAUCCAGCCUCAACUCGGGGGACAACUUCAUUUUAGUCAGUAAAGCCGAGAUCUACCACUACAUCGGAAAAUACAGCAAUGUGAUCGAGAAGUCGAGGGCGACAGAGAUAGCCCUCAGCAUCCAGCAGCACAAGGACCUCGGCUGCAAGGCCCCGAGGGUCGUGACCCUGGACGAGCAGAAGUGCCUGAAUACCUCGGAGAAGACCCUCACCUCGGACUUCCAGAGGUUCUUCAGCCUUCUGGGUCACUCCUCGUCGUCUCCACCGGACGUGGCAGAUGCCGGACACCCCGACGAGGACGAGCAGUACGAGUCAGCGUUGAUCGACACCAAUGUUGUGUACGAUGUCUCGAACAACGAGCUGAUCCCUCUGGAGAAGUACUGGGGGGCCAUCCCCAAGAUCAAGAUGCUGGACCCCAGCAAAAUCCUCAUCUUCGAUUUUGGCUCGGAGUUGUAUAUCUGGAAUGGCAAGUGUGCGCCGGUGGAGUCGAGGAGGUCCUCGUUGAAACUGGCUGAGGCCCUCUGGGGCGAGGGCUACGACUACUCCGACUGCGCCAUUUCCCCGGUUGAUGCCGCACGAAUGAUCGGCAGGAGGACCGGGGCUGACGGAGGGUCGAGGAAGGGCAGGAGACCUGGGUGGUGCCUCUCGGCGAAGCUCACUCAGCACAUGGAGACCGUUCUCUUCAGGGAGAAGUUCCUCGACUGGCCGAACUCAUAUGGCAUCAUCAAGUGCAGGAAACCUCCGGAGGAGAAGGACAAGGUGGACGGGAAGAUCGUGAUAGCCCCCCCGGAGCUCUCCGCCAUGAUGAAGCCCCCAAUCCCCCGAGUGGACCUCGUCCUGGAGGGCUGCCACCUGGGCAGAGGCACCGGCUGGUCCGACGCGGAGUUCAGUCGCGAGUACCUGGUGACGACGCGGGAGGUAACAGUCUGGCACAUCGACGAGCACUCCUACUCCAAGCUGGAGGCGGCCUCAGCUGGGCAGUUCUUCAGCGGCGACUCCUACAUCAUCCGCUGGAUGUACCUGAUCACGGUGACGGGGAGAGAGCUGUCGGGACAGCCUUCCAAGCACGCGGUCGAGGGCCGGGACAGGUGUGCCUACUUCAUCUGGCAGGGGAAGAACGCCUCCCUGAACAAGCAGGGAACAGCCGCCCUGCUGACGGUUGAGCUCGACAAGGAGCAGGGGCCGCAGGUGAGGAUCGUCGAGGGGUUCGAGCCCCCCGCGUUCCUCAACCUGUUCAGGGGGGCCAUGGUUAUUCACACUGGGAAGAGGGCUGAGCAGAGCUGGGGGGAGGGGGUCAGGGCGUUCUUCUGCAGGGGCAGCAGAGAGGGGGAGACGUCCCUCCUGGAGGUGCCGUUUUCCUCGAGGCAACUGAGGACGAGGGGCUGUCUCCUCUUCGUCGAUGGCCGGGAGGGGGUCGUGUACGUCUGGUACGGGAGGAACUGCCUGUCCAGGGGGAAGCAGAAUGCCUUCCACGCGGCCGAGGCUCUGAGGGAGAGGAAGCCCCUGGAGAUGGGGCUCGAGGGGAAGGAGGUGAGGGUCGUCGAGAUUGAGGAGGGGGAGGAGCCGGAGGAUCUCUUCGGGGGGGGAAUGCACAGGAAAUUGUAUGGGACCAUCAGCAGGAAGGUCUCCAGGCACACCCCCAGGAUGUUUCAUUUCUCGAGUGUCUCAGGGGAGUUCAGCGUGGCGGAGGUCCUCUGCCCUCAGAGGGACGAGGAGAACACCGCCUUUCCGUUCCUGCAGGAGGAACUCUAUCAGGCUAGUCAGCCCGCACUCUUUCUGCUGGAUAAUGGGGAGGAACUGUGGCUGUGGCAGGGCUGGUGGCCCAAUACUGGGGAGGAGGAUCAGACUGGCAGUGGGGCUGUCAGGUGGCAGGCUGAGAGGAGGGCUGCCAUGACUGCGGCUGUUGAGUACUGGGGGGAGGGCAGGGGGGGCAAGAGCAGCGCGAUUUAUCUGGUCUGGGCUGGCCUGGAACCACUUGAGUUUAUCAAUCUUUUUCCCACUUGGGGGAAUCGCGAUGACAUUGCUGAGUUAAAUAUGAAGGAUGGUCGAGGCCCCGGGGAAAUGCUGUCCCUGGAGAACGAGCUGACUCGUCUGACUCAAAGUACUUAUCCACCAGCUCAAUUGUUACAACGACCGUUGCCCGAGGGAGUUGAUCCAACGAGUCUAGAGUUGUAUCUAUCUCCUGCCCAUUUUCAGGAACUAUUGGGAAUGAGCAUGGAAGACUUCCAAAAGCUGCCGUCGUGGAAGCAGAUAGAAAUAAAAAAGAAAAUAGGGCUUUUCUGACGUCAAUUCGUCAACACGUGUAAAUUAUUCUCCAAGUAUUUAACGUAACGAAAGCAUGUCUCAAAAAAAAAUUUUAAUAAUUCACGACUCGCCUAAUUGUCCCCCAAUGAUCAAAGAGAUGUUCCCAUUUAUCAAACCGAUAUCGCAAAAGGCUACUAAAGUAUUAAUCCGAAUCUACAGUAUAGUUUAUAUAUUUUGAAUACAGUGAAAGGAGACAGAUGGAAAUGAAAAAUGAGAAGAACAUAAAUUGGCUUGUGAAUAUCUUACUUAUAUUUGUACGGGUUUUAUAUUUAUCAAUACAUGUGUGUUUUAAAAUUGUUUACCUCGA
Diachasma alloeum is the source of this 6871-nucleotide messenger RNA. It is a transcript of the gene Svil, whose product is annotated as supervillin. The transcript is spliced from 13 exons. The coding region runs from base 484 to 6543 and encodes 2019 amino acids. The record is from RefSeq and is a predicted model, not a curated record. Lineage: Eukaryota; Metazoa; Arthropoda; Insecta; Hymenoptera; Braconidae. Gene Ontology annotation, biological process: cytoskeleton organization; actin filament severing; barbed-end actin filament capping. Gene Ontology annotation, molecular function: actin filament binding; phosphatidylinositol-4,5-bisphosphate binding. Gene Ontology annotation, cellular component: cytoplasm; actin cytoskeleton.